GCUUCAGUUAUAAAUAGCUUUCUUGCUUCGUACGUUUUUUGAGUGAUUCUUUUCAUUAAAAAGAAAAAAAAAAUUGAAGAAAAAUCCACAUUUUAAUACCCACAAUAAAAAAAAUUAAUAUUGCAAAAUGACAGAUUCAAGAAAUGGUUUUUGUAAAAUUUGUUCUAAAGAAACAAAAUCCAAGUGUUCAAAUUGCAAUCAAGUGUAUUAUUGUUCAGGAGAGCAUCAGAAAAGUGAUUGGAAAAAUCACAAACAAGUUUGCCAUCCAUUUAAGAUUGAACAAACUGAAAAGUUGGGUCGACAUCUAGUAACAACAAGAAAAAUCAAACCGCAUGAAAUCAUAUUGAAAGAAUCACCUUUAACUAGAGGUCCAUCGCAAGUAACUGGUCCUGUAUGUCUAGGUUGUUUGGAUGGGGUUGAUGAAGAGAACUAUGUUCCCUGUCAGGAAUGUGGAUGGCCGCUCUGCUCGAAGGAAUGUGAAGGCAGUGCUGAACACAGAGAAGAGUGUAAACUUACACAAAAUAGAGAACAAAAAAAGGUUGUGAUUCAUGAAUUUACGACCCCACAUCCAAUGUAUCAAUGCAUUGCUGCAUUAAGAGCCCUGUUACUCAAAAAAACUGACAAGCAAAAAUAUGAAAAACUUUUAAAGCUUGAAUCACAUGAAGACAUACGUAGAGGAUCACCACAAUGGAAAGUAGACUUGGAGAGCAUUGGAAAAUUCAUUCCUAGAUUUUUUCAAACUAAGGAAUUUACUGAAGAUGAAAUCAUGAAAAUGGCAGGAAUCCUACAAAUAAACGGGCACGAAGUUCCAACCUCCGAUCCACCUCAUGUAGCCGUUUUUGAAACAGCAUCAAUGGUCGAACAUUCUUGCAAACCAAAUGUGGCAAAAAGUUUCACUAAAAACGGUAAUCUAAUCCUUUGGGCUCCACAUGCAAUUCUAAAGGAUACAAAUCUAAGUAUUUGUUACUCAGAUGCCCUCUGGGGAACGGGAGAUCGUCAGAGACAUUUAAUGCACACAAAACUCUUCAAAUGUGAAUGUGUCAGAUGUCAGGAUGUUACAGAAUUCAAAACCUAUUAUAGUGCACUUAAGUGUAAGAAUAAAGAUUGUUCAGGUUUUGUUUUACCCUCUGACUUGAAAAAUUGGUAUGAAAAUUGGAGAUGCUCAGCAUGUAAAAACGACGUAGAUAAAAUUUAUGUCAGUGAAAUUUUAGAAAAGGCUGGAACAGAUUUAGCUGCUAUGGAAAAAAAUGUUCCAAAUUGCAUAAAGUUUAUUGAGCAUUAUCAGAAAUGGUUGCCACGUAAACACUAUUAUAUAAGUGAAGUUAAAAUUCAGUUGGUACAAAAACUUGGCGCAGAUCCAAAAGACUUGAUGGUUUUAUCGGAGAAAGAUCUUGAUACAAAAUUGGAAUACGCUAAGGAGAUGAUCGAGUUGUAUGAACAAUUGGCUCCAUGUGAAACGAGAAUUUUGGGAAUUCUGUGUUUUGAAGUACAUUCAGCCGUAGCUGAAAAAACGCGACGAAUUUCUCUUGAAACUAAUAUGAAUUGCAUAGAAUUGCUGGGCGAGUCACUUUCAUAUGUGGAGAAAGCAAUUGAAUACCUCAAACAUGAGUCGAAUGUCUUUGCGGAAGGUUUAGUAUGUCAACAAGCAAUUAAAAAUCGCGAUGCACUGAAAAUGGUUAUGUCAUUUUAAAUAUACUACAUAUUUAUAUAAUUUUAACUUAUUUCAAUCCGUUUAAUAAAUAAAAGAUUAUCAUAACUUUUCACUGAA
Episyrphus balteatus (marmalade hoverfly) is the source of this 1768-nucleotide messenger RNA. It is a transcript of the gene SmydA-1, whose product is annotated as SET domain-containing protein SmydA-8. Lineage: Eukaryota; Metazoa; Arthropoda; Insecta; Diptera; Syrphidae. Gene Ontology annotation, molecular function: protein binding. The record is from RefSeq and is a predicted model, not a curated record. The coding region runs from base 128 to 1690 and encodes 520 amino acids. The transcript is spliced from 6 exons.